Aspergillus ibericus CBS 121593 is the source of this 2572-nucleotide messenger RNA. RefSeq lists its product as uncharacterized. The record is from RefSeq and is a predicted model, not a curated record. Bases 308 to 2518 code for a protein of 736 amino acids. The transcript has a single exon. Lineage: Eukaryota; Fungi; Ascomycota; Eurotiomycetes; Eurotiales; Aspergillaceae.
GGCGGCCGAAACGAGGGUCUUUUGGUGACCGGAACGGUAAACAUACAGCCUUGGGGUACACACCGACUUGGUGUGGGGAAAGACACCUUGGGCUUUAUUUGCGACCUCCUGAACCUUCCGACCAAGAGACGUCAGGAUCAAUUGUCGGCGCAUCGAAAAAGCUCCAGUCCCUCUACCACUCUGACGAACGUCUGCUAUCUGGCUCUAGCUCAAAGCCUGAAGAAGAGGCGCUAUCGGGAUUGCCGCUCAAACCUACAUCCUUAGUAUUGCCCGGCAGUUCGCUCCUCUUCCAGCAAAGACCUCCACAAUGCAUACCUCUACAGGCGGAGUGCGCUCGCCAGCCAGAAGCCCAGGGGAUUCGAUAAACGAGAGCACAGCAAAGGCCUACAAGAUUCUGGGGGCAACUGAUGUCUCCACCCAUGAUAACCAUCACAAGUGGGAGGACAAGAAACGUUCCAGACGACCAAGCUUCAUGAGAGCUCCGGAGAUAAAAAAGAGUGGCGGAUUUGUUCCCUUUCCAACUGCUGUCCAAGAGACCACGCUUCCACCACACCACCUUCGUGUUCGGGCAUCGUCGCCCCUGCUGGGCCACGAUUUUCGGUCAGAAGAUGCUCUCGAACAGCCUCUCCCAGCACCGGUGAAGAAAGUCCAUCAAUCAGGUUCCGCCUCUGCUUUGUUCUCCUACUUUACUUCCCGGGACUCGUCGGCCAACACAAAUUCUGGUAUUGGAAUUGCGACAUCCGACUUUGGUUCGACCGCCGAAAAGAAGACAGACUCACGGCAAAGCGCCGAGUCCGGCUUCAGCCUCCGACAACCCAAAGGGCCCAUGAAAGAAUCAAAGCGGAAAAUGCGCCCACCUCGGAUCGACCUCUCCCUGCUAUUUCCCAAGCCUCGGGCAACCGCCGAACCGCUUUUGUCGCCGCAGCGCAUGGUGGACUCUCCCUCACCCAUUUCCAUAAUCUCCGAGCAUCCCGCCACCAAAACAACCAAUUCCGAGAGCCAUGCACCUGGAAGUAGACCCACGAAAACACCAUCCCAGCCGAAAGACUCGACUCGUCAAUCCUACAGCGAUCAGGUCCACGGAGCACCUGCAUCCUAUGAGACGAAAAACUCGAACUGGCUUGAUCCGUCAUUAGAAAGGACAGUGCGGGCCAGUGAGAUGGACUUGGCUCUGCAAAAGUUGCAGCAAGACUCUCAGAGCCGUGACAAGGGUCGCUCGGGUCGCUCACAUUCUCGAGCCCAAGCUCAAGAGAAACGACGAACCGGCGGAUCUCAUAUUUCGGAUAACAUCUCGUGGAAAAUAUCCUCAAACAGUUCCGUUGGUGAAUGGAGCCAGGAGACCUACCUGUCCCCAGAGGCUCGUUCGCACCGCGCCUCAAACCUCCCGGAUCUCAGAAGAUCCAACUUGCACGUGAGUGCUCCGCUAGAGAAGAGCUCGAUGCCGAAGAAGAGCAGUAGAAGUACGUUGAAGACCGCGGACCUCAACAACUCUAGUGUACUCUGUCUUUCCUCUUCGGAGGACGAAGAUGACGAUGAAGAGCCUAUUAACGAUCGCACGGGCAAAGGCCGGGAUACAAGAGACAGCGUAACAACCUACGGCGAAUUUGAACCCGAAAUCUGUACAGCUGCGGCGGCACAAGCUACAAAGGGUACAUUACGAAGAAUUGAUGCGCCGAUGUCCAUCAGUAGCCGUGGAUCGCGCCCUACUCAGAGGCAUCAGUCCGUCCGAAGAGAUACUUCGCAGUCAUCCGCAGAAAGGGCAUCGUAUGUGACCAGCAGCCAAUCUCGUCGGUCAAGCGGGAUACCUACAAUCUCCGAGCCGGAAUUCACUCAUGAGGACUUGGUCUUCAACCAGAGGCGGGCCCCGCUCAAGAAGAGUCCGUCCAUUUCCCAGAAGGAGAUCAACCGAAGAAGCCGAGUCAUCGCAGUGACGAGACAAGAGGAAAAUCUCCUUGAAGCAAUGAGACAACGGAAAGGAAAGAUCACACCCAGCCUUUUCCAGGAGUCCCGCUUCAACAACUUGGAGGCCGACCAAGGGUCCAUGCUGUCGGUCCCGUCCCGGGAUUCGUUCUACGGCUCGGACAUGUCCUUCUUACGUCUCAGCCCUGCCUUACCUCCAAAAUCGGUUCGGGCUAGCGGAAUUGGCAGUGACAGAGAAGGCUCCGUUUGUCAAAGCACCUUCUCAGACGAGGAGCAGAAAACCAUCAACUCAUUUCCUUCUCCCCGGACUAGCAUAGCUUUUUCCGAGGGGCUUUCAUCUCCGUCCACCAGCGCAGCCUCUCCAUUGACACCAACGCUUCCCAUACACCGCUUUUCACCCAUCCCGUCGCAGAAACCGCCUCCUCGUCGGCCUAUUCCCGCAGUGCCUCAGGAUAAGAGGCGGCAUUCGCGGCGGCGUACAGAUAGCAGCGAGGCAAUUGUUCUGGAAGAAACGGAUGAGACGAAACAAAAUGACGACCUUCCCAUGUGGACGUUGAGGUGGAAUAACGACAAUGGAACUAUGACGGCUGUUCACUGAACCUAGUGCUGCUCUUUUCAACAUGCUUGCAGCCAUGAUACACUCUUUACCCGU